Molecule: messenger RNA, 4635 nt
Organism: Grus americana (Whooping crane)
Lineage: Eukaryota; Metazoa; Chordata; Aves; Gruiformes; Gruidae
Gene: RHCE
Product: Rh blood group CcEe antigens
Exons: 10
Coding region: 2447-3664 (405 amino acids)
Biological process (GO): ammonium transmembrane transport; ammonium homeostasis
Cellular component (GO): plasma membrane
Molecular function (GO): ammonium channel activity
Source: RefSeq, a predicted model, not a curated record
CUUUGAGCCUCCUCACCCGGGGGCCGCUCGGCAGAGUCCCGUCCCAAGGCCUAAACCCCCCAUUUGGACGGUGGAAACCGUGAGGGAAUCAGUGGAGGCCCCCGAGCCUGAGGGAGGCCGCCAGUACGGCCUGGCCCGCCCCGGCCCCCGGUCCGCCCUUCGGCUGACUGGGACACAACGCGUCUCUCCUUGCUGCCUCUUCUUCUCCGUCCUUGCCCGCAGUUGGGCUGGGUGCCCUGGGCCUGCCAGGCCUCCCAAGGGGAUAACGGGCCUCCCUGAGCAAGGGUUACGUGAUGCUGGGCUGAGUCUGAGCAGGGUGGGUCCCAAUAGGGCGUUAAAACUGGCCCAGAGGAAUGCGUGUGAGGCUGCUGGUCCCCUUGGCCGAGUCGGUGGGGAUGUUUUGCUGGUAGCGGAGCUCUGGUUUGAAAGCUAUUUUGUACUUAACCCUGUCUGAGAUCACCGAGGAUAGGUCUUUGUGUUUGGGAGGGAGUUUAAGCUGGAAAUCCGAGCAGCAGCAUUUACAGUGCGGCAUGUCAUCCUGAGGGAAAAACGUGGGUCUGUUCCUAGCCUUUGGUGUAUUUUCCUUGAGUGUUAAUGCUGACAGGGGAUUUGGGAACAAGUGGCAAAAGAGCUGACUCUGUUCAUUUGACCGGGGCAAAAUGGUGGAAGGAGUUCUGGGUCAUUCUCAUCCAGGGUAUGAGUCCUAAGGGUUUGUCUUGCAGGAAACAGGUGAAAGCUAAUUAGAUACAUUAAAUUUAUAAACCAUACAAAGACAAUGCACUAGUUAGCUAAACCAAUUUCUAAAUUGCUGUUUCAGCUCUUAAUCUUGUCUAGAGAAAGUUCACCAGAUGUUCUGGUUCUGUCUGAAUUGCCCAUGUGAUCACAGAAUUCCCAUAAAAGGAGCUGCAUGUUGAUUUUUCUAAAGUCAGGGCAGUGCUCUGCAUGUCUAGGAAAGUCCUUUGAAUGCUGUUUAGGAGUUUGUGAAAUUGGGGUAAGGAUACUUAAAUUAUGGUUUUAUUACGCCUAAGUAAAAGCUGAUAAAGCAAUUCGGUAUUGCAUGUGAGGAAGGUGCAAGUUAUCACCACAAAUGCAAACCUACUAUUGUCCCAUACAGCCUGGGUUUGCAGGAGGAAUGUCCUAAAAUACAAGUGAACUGGAAUUUUUCUGCAUCUGUUUUUGUCUGGUACAUAUUUCUGUCACCAGUAGGUGGCUUUCUACCCAUUCGUAUGCCUUGUUACUAUCUCAAACACCAGCACGAAAGCGCAGCACUCGGUUUGAAAUGGCCUCAAAGUAGAAAGUCUGAGGCAUAAUUACAGUACUUUAAUCUCCUGGACUACCUGAACAAAGAAGGGUUCAGUCUACCAAAAGCACGAUGAGUACUGAGAAGAUAGUAAUGUUCAUAGUAUGGAUUCAUAAAUUGUCCUGAACAGCCAGAUAAUCUUACCUAACAAAUUACAAUGUCUGUGCUUAGGGAUGUACUGAACAUAGUUAGCUUCCACCGUAUAGCCCUGCUCGUGUGCCCAAAAUGCUCAUUUUAAUGGCUCCUGAUUAAAAAAACCAAACCAAAAAACCAACAACAAAGUCCUGUGUCCUACCAAAAGGCUCAGAAGCUCUAAGGCAACAGGUAGCUUGUAGCUUCAACGUGGUAAUAGAUGUUGAUACGCUUCUGGAUGAGGGCUAGGGCUGAAUUAAAGAAUCAGGAGGAUGUAGGUCUGUGGUUUGGUUCUCACUUACAAGCCUGUGGCACUCUGAACGGUGCUGUCUGCCUAUGGCUUCCUGGCCUGGGGAUUACCAGGGUCUUCCAGAGUGUCCACUGGAGCUGUUUCCAUAGCCAUACGAUCAACAAUAGGCUGAUCUCACAAGUAGCGUAGGAAAUGCUACAUCUCCUUUACGUGUCCAGAGAUUCUUGAUUCUCUGGUGUUGGGUUGGAUUCACAUAUGAGGAGCUUUGUCAUGGGACAUGGGUGUAGAGCUGCAUCCUAACCAACCUGAGAAACAUUGAGAAUCUCAACAGGACCUGCCCCAACCUUUACAUGAAGGGGCUCGGGUCUAGGAUGGAUAGGAGCGAUGUAAAUAAAUAAUGGUUUUGCAUAAACUUCAACAUCCUGCUCUUAUAUGAGUCUGUGUUCUUUACUUGCCAUUUAGGUGACAGGUACAGCUCAACAGCAGCCGACGUACUGUUUGGGAGGUAUCCUUGAGCAUUACAGUAUUGACAGCUUGGUAUGUUUGCGUUCAUGAGUACUUUUUGAGUUCAGUCCAUGUCAGUUGUGGUAAGUUUGGGCUCCUGACAUGCCACAGAUAAGGAACUGUUCCUUGCUGACGUCUCUUGGGCUUUUUAUCUCUCUGAGUUUUUAUUCCUGCCCCCCCACACCUCCUUUUCUAUUCGUUUGAGGUUACUGGAACAGUUUUAUAGAAAAAAAUACUAAUGUGUUUGUGCGUAGUUCACAAUGCCUUCUAAAUACCGCAACUUCCGAAAUAAUGUGCCGUGGCUAAUCCUUUUUCUGGAAGCUGUUUUCAUUGUCCUCUUUUUCUUCUCAACUGGUGAUGCAUCCUCAUCAAGCAUCUCCUACCCAGUUUUUCAAGAUGUCAACCACAUGGUGAUUUUUGGAUUUGGCUUUUUCCUGACAUUUCUGAAAAGAUACGGAUUUAGCAGCACUGGAUUCAACCUUCUCAUCAUUGUACUUGGUGUCCAAUGCUCCGUGCUGAUAGAAGGUUUAUUAGCUUUCCUUCUUCAAAGCGAAAACGAAGAUGGUCUGAAAAGAAUAACAAAGGCUACUGUGAGUAUGACAGCUGUGGCCAUCUCCACUGGAGCUGUUCUUGGGAAGACUAAUCCUAUGCAGUUAAUUCUGAUGACAGUUGUGGAGAUAAUGUUUUUCCGUAUGAGCAGAUGGAUCAACAACAUGUUCCUGCAGGUUCCAGACAAUAUCAGCUUGAUGCAUGUUCACCUGUUUGGAGCCUACUUCAGUCUGGCAGUCUCCUCACGCUUCUCUGAGCCAUCACCAAGCUCUAAGAAGAAUGCGAGUACCUCAAAGUCAGAUUUAUUCUCAAUGUUGGGCACUCUCUUUCUCUGGGUGUUCUGGCCAAGCUUCAAUUCUGUACUAGUUGUGGACAACAAGACGAAAGCAAUCUGCAACACCUACUUCGCCCUUGCAGUGAGUGCUGUAACUGCCUUCAUGUUGUCUGUUCUGACCACAAAGGACGGAAAAUUCAGAAUGACUCAUAUCCACAGUGCAGUGCUAGCUGGUGGGAUCACUGUUACUUAUACAGCACACAGUAUCGAGUAUCCUUGGAUUGCAAUGAUUUUGGGUCUGCUCUCCAGUGUGAUAGCCGUAUUAGGAUCUUACUGUUUAGAGAGAUGCUUGACUCCUGCUCUCAAGAUUCAUGAUACCUCUGGAGUUCAUUUCACUUUUGGCUUGCCUGCUGUGCUUGGAGCCCUUGCCCACGUUGUUCUCUUAGUAAUAAGAGACUGGACUAAUUCACCAAGACUGGGUUAUUUGGUCAUGAUUCGUAUUGGUGCCUUCUGCCUGACCAUCAGUGUUGCCCUGGUAGCAGGUUUUAUUACAGGUUUAAUCUUAAACCUCAAACUGUUUAAGACCAUCCCCGUAUCAAAGUACUUCGAAGACCAGUUUUAUUGGGAGUUUCCCCAUUUGGCUGUUGGAUUUUGAAUGGAGGAACCCAGAUGACAGAUUUGACCAAGAUAAGCUUUUCUUAUUUGUCCCCAGAGAAAACAAAUAAUAGCUAUGCUGGGCUGAAAGAGCACUUCGGUAUCAAUUCUCAGGCUCCGAAAAGCCAUCCCAAUGGACACACACAAAAAUUAGUAAUAAACUGUUCUAGUUAUUCUUGAAAGGUACAGGGUGUAAAUUUACAGAUGCAAUCUUACAGUGUAUUUUGCUUUUCCGCUUUGUGAGUCUUACCUUAAGUAUUUUAUUGUAGGAUAUGUACAAAAACCUUGGCUGUAUUCAUUACUAUAAUGGCUUAUCAAUCAAAAGGCUUGGAAACAUUAAGCUCCCAAGUUUAAAAGCCAAAAUAUGUAUUUUAAAGUAUAAUUUUUCAAGGAGUACGUACUCAUUCUUAUCUAGUGAAGUGUUAAAGUACUUGUUUUUAAGCUAAAUUAAUUCUGUUGAAAGCCUUGUUAAGCAAGGACUUGAUGAGUGAGCUGGAUCAGGGCCAGAACUCUGCAUCUUGCCAGACUGAACUCCGAGUUAUCUGACUGCUUAAAGAAAAAUCUGUAAUUCCUUGGCUCGGGCUACCUCUUUGGAAGUUCAAAUGGCAAGAAGUUAAAUUGUUCUGCUUGUGGACGCUGCCCCUGACAUCAAUCAUAUUACUGGUAUUUAAGACUCGGCAGCAAACCUCAGAACAGCCUGUCUGGGCAGGGACAGCCCGCACCACUGCGGGGUCAGGGUGCAGACGACUGGAGAGGCCGAGGGAACAGUCCUUGGUACCGCAUUUCUGGAGUGUCUUUGCUCGGAGACAAGCUGGCAUGGGAGCUAGGGCCUGAUGAGGCAGAGGAUUCUGUGCCAACAAACCUCUGUUUUUAAAUGGAUUGCAAUCCUCAGUGUUUCUUCUUUGUUUCAAACUAGUUGACAUAGAAAAACUCUUUCAAAAAUGCUUACAUAAUAAAAAAAUCAAAGCGUGA